This is a messenger RNA of Penicillium griseofulvum, 1227 nucleotides long. Its product is annotated as NAD/NADP octopine/nopaline dehydrogenase family protein. The transcript has a single exon. Gene Ontology annotation, molecular function: oxidoreductase activity, acting on the CH-OH group of donors, NAD or NADP as acceptor; NAD binding. Gene Ontology annotation, biological process: glycerol-3-phosphate catabolic process. Bases 1 to 1227 code for a protein of 408 amino acids. The record is from RefSeq and is a predicted model, not a curated record. Lineage: Eukaryota; Fungi; Ascomycota; Eurotiomycetes; Eurotiales; Aspergillaceae.
AUGGCUAGUGAAAAUCUGGACUCCGUGCCAACUGUCACUAUCAUCGGCGCAGGGCCCUGUGGCUGUGCCUUUGCGGCCGAUUUAGCUAGCCGUGGGAAGUCAGUCAUGCUGUAUGCUCAUCCCGAUCAUCGAGGUGGAACAGAAAUGAUUGAAAGGAACAAUGGCUGGUUGAACGCAGCCGGAGAGAUCAGUGGAAAAUUUCAAAUCAAGACCACCAGUGACCUCUAUAUUGCCAUUCGACACUCUCCUUUCAUCGUGACCACAGUACCCUCAUAUGGCCAGGACACCAUCCUGACGUUGCUGAGUCAAUUUGACUUGCGGAAUCAUACUCUCAUCAUCAACGUGGGCAAUUUCUUUUACCUCUCUGCCCGCUCGAAGAUCAACGCCCAUGCAAUCCUCGAAACCGACAUCUCCCCUUAUGCCACUCGCAUCCAGGGUGACACGGUGUUCGUCAAAGGAUGCAAGAAGACUCUGUCAAUAUGGGCCGAGCCACCAAACACAACACAGGUCGAGCGGCUUGACCCCCAGGCGGAGCUUGGCCUCCGACAAAAGGUCGAGAUGAUCUUUUCUCAGAAACUAGUGUGGUGUCAGAAUCUACUCGAGGUUGGGUUGAACAAUGUCAACCCCGUCGUGCAUUGUCCUGCGGCACUCAUGAAUGCAGGCUGGAUCGAGGCCACCAAGGGCGAUUUCUACUUCUACGCCCAGGGAAUGUCUCCCUCUGUCUCUCGUGUAACUGAAAAGGUAGACAAGGAGCGUCUGGCAAUUUCCCACGCCUAUGGGCUCGAGAUCACACCCAUCACAGCGUACAUGAACCAGAACUAUAACAAUGAUCGGGAAUACUCCGACUACCACGACUUUGCCUCAGGCUCUGUGGUCCACAACAAGACCAAGAGCUCCCCAACCUCCCUCAAUCAUCGCUAUUUGUUGGAAGAUAUUCUCUAUGGCUUGGUCCCCUGGUAUGAGCUUGGCUUGAAGUGCGAUUUAGCUUCGCCAACUAUUGGAGCACUUAUCCAGAUGGCUGCCGUUGUCAGCGGCUUUGAUUACUUUGAGCACGGGAGGACCCUGAAGUCUGCUGGACUUGGUGAUGCCACUAAAGAACAGGUGCUUCACGCUUUGGGUGGACCGGUAGACAAGACUCCGAGUGCCAAUGCACCCUUAUCAGACUCUGCUGUUAGUACCAAACUGGAGUUCCAUGCUCCAUUACAGACUGCUCAAGUUGGGGCGUGA